Chironomus riparius is the source of this 555-nucleotide messenger RNA. The record is from the annotation of a GenBank genome assembly. NCBI's taxonomy places the organism in Eukaryota, Metazoa, Arthropoda, Insecta, Diptera, Chironomidae.
AUGUCGAAGAAGAAAACUGAAAAAGAAUGCCAAAUUCUACCAAAAGUUUCAAAACCAAAACUUCUUGAAUGCUGUGCACUUCCAGAUUUCUUCAAAUCUGAUGUUCGUGAGACAUGUGUUUCAGAGUGUAGCGAUUCAGAUGCCGAUCAAGAUCCAUGGUGUUGCAUGACAACAUGUGCAAUGGAAGAGACUGAACUGGGAUCAAAUGGAACCAUUAAUAAGGCAUCGGUGAAAAAAUAUUUCUAUGACAUCUUCAUUUCUAUUGAGAUAAGAAAGAUGCUUGACAAAACAUUGACUAAAUGUGAAAAUGAAUCUCCAGACUCUCAAACUGAGCAUUGUGAUCACCCAGAAUAUGGAACCAUCUUAAGUUGCAUUCAUCAUGAGCUUUUUAAAACAUGCAUAAUGGCAAAAACUGAUCCAAUUUGUCAAAAAAUUAAGAACUUCAUUAAAAAAUGCCCUUCACGCAAGGACGAGCUUUUUGACUCAAAGUAAAAGACUUAUGACAAUGAAAAAACUUUAUAAAAUAAAUCUGUUCAAAAUCAAGGAUAAUAUCCG